Molecule: messenger RNA, 2131 nt
Organism: Penaeus vannamei (Pacific white shrimp)
Lineage: Eukaryota; Metazoa; Arthropoda; Malacostraca; Decapoda; Penaeidae
Source: RefSeq, a predicted model, not a curated record
AUACCCGGAUUCAGUAUAAAAAGAGAAUGUUCUCUUAUGUGUAUGAGACUGCCGGUUAAAUAACUACUUUGGUUGUUUACUGAUUUUCAACUACCACCGAUCACCAACAGGAUUAAUGAUUUUUUUUUUUCACGAAUUUUACGUUAUUUCUUCAGCAUAUGACAAAUAUGAAUGACAAUUAGCGGUCAUCAUGGAAAAAGCAUUUGUUGUAUCCACGACUGUGGCAGUGGUGAGCUCUGGUCUAGCAGCAUGGGCUAUGUACAAGUGGCUUGAUACUCGAGACACUCUUUUAACACAUCUAGACAAAUACAAUGACAUGAAGGAAGUGCAUAGGCAGUUGUUACAUCACUAUGGCAAAUCAAAGAACCUGCCAAAAUUGAGUGAAAUUGUUCCAGAGGAGGCUGACAGGUAUCACCCACAUUUGGCCAAGUUUUGUAGUGACAUGUGUGAGAAGCACAAGGUUUCAAGAGGACGCAUCCUUGAUGUUGGCUGUGGGCCUGGUGGCACCUCCUUUCACCUUUCCAAUUAUUUCACAAAAGUUAUAGGAACAGAUGUAAGCUAUUAUAUGAUAGCUGUUGCACAGCAGGUCAAGCAGUUUGCAGAAUUUGCAUCUCCAUUUUCAACAGAAGGGGGAAAUCACAUUUCCAACCAAGGCAUCCGAGUUCCAGAUUCUGCUGACAGAGAAAGAGUUGAGUUCUGGGAUGAGGAUAUGUGCAUUCCAUCAUAUAAAUUUGGAAAGUUUGAUUGCAUAUUAGUCUCAAACACUCUCACUGACAUGCAUGAUCCAAAGUAUUUUCUUGAGAGUAUUGGUGAUUAUGCUCCCACCGGAGCAUUGAUGAUCAUAGCUGAUGUGUACAACUGGAAAAAUGGACCAGAGGAGGUUCUUGGUGGUGAAGGAGAUCGUCUUACUUUCUUUUUAUUGAAGAAAAUCUUAUCUCCGUCCUGGACUUUUGAGGAGGAAGCAGAGAUGACAUAUUUUAUACCACGUUGCAUGCGUCUUGCUGAACUAGGGAACGCACAUGUCACUGUCUGGAAAAGAAAACAAGAUGGUAUAGAUAAAUAAUUUGUUUUGUUUAUUGUAUAGUUUUCUGAUCACUUGAGAUAAAUUUUAUAAACCUUGUGAUUAUCAGAGCAUUGGGAAUUUACAAACCUAGGAAUAUUGAAUACUAAACUGACUCAUGAUCUUUAUUUUUACAAAAUGGGUUUGUAAUAUAGAUUUUUGCAAUUAAAUUGUUUCAUCAUGUGAUAUGUAUGACUUUGAGUCUUGAAGUAAGAAAUUGGUAAAAAUAAUUGUAACUCAUUUCUAUAUUCAAGCCUUAAAAUUAAUUCUUAAAAUAUGCAUUAUGUAAAACCAAUGUGUUCACUCACUACUAUUCUGUGAUUAAUAUUUAAAGGUAAAAACACAUGACUUAAUACUCAUCAGUGUGCAAUUUACUGAUAUGAUGAACUACUGACAGAUUUUGUGUUUGUGUGUGAUUUUUCUAAAUACAAUAUAUAUAUUUUUUUACUUCAUUUGCCUUUAAUCUCUUGUUUGUGGUAGUCAUAUUGCUUUAUUCACUGUAAUUUAUGAAACAGCUUGCAUAUGUUUUGGGAAAAGAUGGUUUUAUAAUAAUUUUCACAAAUUUUUAUUAACAUUACCAAUUCUAUAUUAGAUGGUUGAUGUUCUCUACUUAUCAAUGUGUAUUGGCAAACACACAUUCAUUCUGCUUAGAGGCAGUCUGAUAUAUAAACACUCAACAAAGCAAUAGGAUAGGAUGACAAGUACACAUGAAAGCAUAAAAAAACUACGUGUGGGUGAAGACACAUACAUAUAACCGUACACAAAACAAUAGUUAAGAGUUAAGACAAAUACAUUCUGAUUUUAUAUAAUGUAAAAGAUUUUUUUUUUCCAAAAAUAAAAUAUAUAAAUCUGUAAACUGUCAGAAAAGGUGACCAUAUUAUGUAUUUGAACUUGCUUUCAAGCACCAUUGAUAAUGAUAGUUACUUCAUAUUAAAGAAUAAAAGAUCUUAAAAGCAUUGCAUAAAAUGCAGAUGGCACUAAUACCAAGUAAGUUUUAUUGUGACCAUGACUAUUUUUUAAAUUUGGGUUGCUUCAGAAUAAAGAUAGAGGCAUUGGGAGCUCAGCUUGCAA